AGUUCGUCGAUAACUUUGUACCUGACAGUUAGUUCACUCUACUUUCUUUUUUGACUCCAUCAUGAAGUUCUCUGCCGCCACUUUUGCUGCCCUUGUAGGAUCUGCCGCUGCCUACUCCAGUUCUUCCUUUACCGGAUCGGCCCUCAAGAGCUCGGCGUCCAACGAUGCCUCCAUGUCGAUGGCUACCGGUAUGGGAGUCAACGGAUUCGGACGUAUCGGACGUCUCGUCACCCGCAUCAUGAUGGAAGACGACGAAUGCGAUUUGGUCGGAAUCAACGCCGGUUCCGCCACUCCGGACUACAUGGCCUACCAGUACAAGUACGAUACCAUCCACGGCAAGGCCAAGCAGACGGUCGAAAUCGAUGGCGACUUCCUCGUCUUGGACGGCAAGAAGAUCAUCACUUCGCGCUGCCGUGACCCCAAGGAAGUGGGCUGGGGCGCACUCGGAGCCGACUACGUCUGCGAAUCCACCGGAGUCUUCCUCACCAAGGAAUCCGCACAGUCCAUCAUUGACGGAGGCGCCAAGAAGGUCAUCUACUCGGCACCCGCCAAAGACGACUCACUCACCAUUGUCAUGGGAGUCAACCAGGAAGCCUACGAUGGUUCGGAAGAUUUCAUCUCCUGCGCUUCUUGCACCACCAACGGACUUGCCCCUAUGGUUAAGGCCAUUCACGACGAAUUCGUCAUUGAGGAAGCCCUCAUGACCACCGUCCACGCCAUGACCGCCACCCAGGCCGUUGUCGACUCCUCAUCCCGCAAGGACUGGCGCGGAGGACGUGCGGCCUCGGGAAAUAUCAUCCCAUCCUCCACCGGAGCCGCCAAAGCCGUCACCAAGGUCAUUCCUUCCCUCGUUGGAAAGAUCACCGGCAUGGCCUUCCGUGUCCCCACCAUUGACGUCUCCGUCGUCGACUUGACCGCAAAACUCGAAAAGUCCACCACUUACGAAGAAAUCUGUGCCGUCAUCAAGGCCAAGUCCGAGGGUGAAAUGAAGGGAUUCCUCGGAUACUCCGACGAACCGUUGGUCUCCACCGACUUUGAAGGUGACUUGCGCUCCUCCAUCUUUGAUGCCGAUGCCGGUAUCAUGCUCAACCCCAACUUUGUCAAGCUCAUCGCCUGGUACGACAACGAAUACGGUUACUCCGGCCGUGUCGUCGACCUCAUGAAGCACGUCGCGGCCGUCGACGCCAAGAUCAAGGCCUAAACGCACAGCCGACUUGGGAAUAAACACUUACUAGCGAACAAAUUGUUGCGAAACA
Phaeodactylum tricornutum CCAP 1055/1 is the source of this 1256-nucleotide messenger RNA. It is a transcript of the gene GapC1, whose product is annotated as glyceraldehyde-3-phosphate dehydrogenase precursor. NCBI's taxonomy places the organism in Eukaryota, Bacillariophyta, Bacillariophyceae, Surirellales, Neidiaceae. Gene Ontology annotation, molecular function: NAD binding; oxidoreductase activity, acting on the aldehyde or oxo group of donors, NAD or NADP as acceptor; NADP binding. The transcript is spliced from 2 exons. Gene Ontology annotation, biological process: glucose metabolic process. The record is from RefSeq and is a predicted model, not a curated record. Bases 62 to 1201 code for a protein of 379 amino acids.